Molecule: messenger RNA, 3034 nt
Organism: Bursaphelenchus xylophilus (pine wood nematode)
Lineage: Eukaryota; Metazoa; Nematoda; Chromadorea; Rhabditida; Aphelenchoididae
Source: the annotation of a GenBank genome assembly
AUGCGCAACCAAUCUUCCCCGCCUCGGCGUCCGACGGGUUUGGUGGGAGCCACCCCAGCGUCCCGAUCGCCCGACUCCUCCGUCGACCUUCUAACUACAAUGUCCGGCAUCAGACAGACUACAAGGAGACGAGAAAGGACUGCUGCAUCCAUGUUGAAACAGGAUUCGAUAGCUGAGGAAUGCUCUUCCAGAUCACCCAGUCCGACCUUGACCACCACAGCUCUGCUGCCGCAUUCCAGACAUCCCAGCACGGGCUCCCAAUGUUCUCAGUCUCCGCGACUUGAGAAUAAUGGACUGGUCAGAACGGCCAGCCGACUGAUGACCUCCCAUUCCCCGACAAUGGAACGGAAAGGAAGUUGUUCGCCCCAUAAUGCCAUCGCAAGUUCAUUUAAUUCAAGUGCUUCAACAAGACGAAGAGGAUUUCAACGAGCUCCAUCGACGGCCCAAUCCGACGUCACCGAUGCUCAGACGACCCGACCGUGUAUUCUGGAGCCUCUCCAUUCUUGCCUCAGUUACGAGAACAAUUCCAAGAUUAGAUUCGACAUUUCUUCGUCAGCUUCUUCCUUGCGCAACUCCAAUUCGUCCUCUUUAUGGAAACCAACAGCAACUUUACCAGUGCCUGGGGCAAUAAGUGGAAAUGGAGCCGGCUCCUUGAAAGCCAAUGGAUUCGUGCCCCCUUCGAUGCUGUUGUCAGCAGGAUCAGCACGAGAUCCCAGUCGAUGGCAUCUUUGCAUAACCAAACAGCGGAGUCAGAGUGAAUCGGCCUUUAACAACAGACAUCUCCAUUUGCCCCCAGGCUAUGGUGGAAUCAGUCCAACGGGCUCUACCGGCGGCUUCCCCAUGUCUUACCAUCACGAUCAGGCGGGUAUUCUGACUUCCCAUCACACGCAUUCGGCCAGUCUCUCCGGCUGUCCCACCCAUCGGCGCUGUUCGAUGACUUUACUCAAUCCCCAUAAAGAACAGGCCAUUCUCAGGAGAAUAUUGGGGCCAAAUGCCUUGGACUGGUUAAAAGACAACAGGCUGAAGAAGGAGAAAAGUAAAAUUUAAAAUAACGAUGCCGAGUCAACGAUUAAUAAUGGUAUGUUUUAGGCGAACAACAGUCCAAGAAAUCCUUAUCCGUUCUGAGCGACGACCUCGAAGGACAGAGAAAUAUUGAUGACGCGAAGACGCCACUGGUAAAGGACAAUGAAAAGUAAGUCGGUUGUAAAGAAAGGGUACUGUUAUGAGUGCAUUUACGUAUUCAUUCUGAAUUGUUUUAGAGGUGGACGUCUCAUAAAAAGACAAUAUUUAUAUGAAGUUAGAAGGGCCACCAGUGACUAUGCCUUGUUCUUUGCCGUCAUUGGCAUUGGUAAGUGCAAUCCCUGGUUGUUUAUUUCGUACAGUAAUGAUGGUCAUUGAAAACGAAUUAUCCGCUGCCCAUGUUUACGAGAAGGACUCCGUUCUGAGUAUUUUAUUCAAGAUAAUCAUUGUUCUCAGCACUGGAAUUCUGAUUCUUUUAGUCAUCAAAUUUCAUGUUCAUGAAGUUCAGGUAAGAAGGCCGUUUUUAUUUUUCUGUGAGUCCAUGAAUACAAAUUUUUGGAAUUUUUUCUUUUUUAUUAACGUACAUUUUGUCUUCUGUCCCUUAUAAAUUACUUUUCAGCUUUUUAUGAACGCGAAUUCUGCAGAAGAUUGGAGGAUUGCGUUAACUUGGGAGCGCUGUCUUCAGAUUGCGGUUGAAUUGGCGGUAUGCUCCAUCUGCCCGGUCCCCUUCAAUUAUGAUUUCCUUUGGACAACGGUCCACAGCGAUGGAAUUACUGUAACCUCGACCUGGGUCUCCUUGGAUGUGGCGCUCUCAAUCCCCAUGUUCUUCAGGAUUUAUUGGAUAUUCCGAGUCAUGUUAUUGCACAGUCGUCUCUUCACUGAUGCCUCCAGCAGAAGUAUCGCCGGCUUGAAUAGGGUUAACUUUAAUUCGAGGUUCAUUCUGAAAACAUUGAUGACAAUAUGUCCUGGUGAGUGCCAUAAGAUGAUUACAUCUUUCUUUUGCACCAUUCAGAGACGAUUAAAGGAUUCGCUUUCUAUUAAUAAUUUUUAGGGACGAUGUUGUUAGUAUUUACGGCCUCCAUGUGGGUAAUGGUGGCGUGGAUCCUCCGUCAAUGUGAACGUCAUCAUGCAGGGGAUCCUCCGAUAAGCAUGCAUGCUCUCAAACAUCAGAACUAUCUCAACUCUUUAUGGUUUAUUGCAAUUACGUUUCUGAGUGUUGGAUAUGGUCGGUCCUUUCGGAGGUGUUUUUAUCUUCUUUAGGUGACAUUGUACCCAAUACUUAUUGUGGGCGAGGAAUGGCCGUCAUAACGGGAGUCCUCGGGACUUGCACUUCUUCGAUGGUGGUUGCAGUAAUUGCAAGGAAAUUAGAAUUAACAAGGGCCGAGAAACAUGUUCACAACUUUAUGAUGGACACCCAGCUCACCAAACAGGUAAUAUUUUACAUUAAAGUUGCAUCAUAACGCAAUAUAAUUAGUUUAAUGUUCUAAAUUUAGUUGAAACAUGCGGCUGCAAAUGUUCUGAGAGAGACGUGGCUGAUCUACAAAUACCGGCGACUGGUUGAGAAGAUCGAUCCCACCAAAAUACGUCAUCAUCAACGCAAGUUCCUUGUCGCCAUUUACGCGUAAGUCGCGAAUUGUUUUAAAUUACUUAUAAUUGAAUCAGAUUACGCAAAGUCAAAAGAGAUCAAAGAAAAUUGGCCGAGAAUUCCGUAUCCUUAGGCGAUGUCGCAAAGGUAAUUUAAAAAGUGGACCAUAACAACAAAAUUUAGACAACUUCAAACACCCAUGAAAUGAUCCAUGACAUCCACAGCAUUCAGGAAGGACUGGCUGUUCGAAUGACCUCAGUGGAACAUCAGUUAUCCGACAUCCAACGGGAAAUCGGGUCUCUGUCUGAAUUAUUGCGAAGCCAAUACCAAAGAAGGCCCAGUGGAAACGAUCGGGACUCUGAUCUCAUCUCCGUAGACUCAGUCCGUCGACGAAAACACACCAUGCAACAAGACACUUCAUAUCAGUAG